AGAAUUGUUUGUUAUAUUUUUUCGGCUUUGGCUUCGACUUAUUUAUUCAGAUAUCAGAGAAAGAGUCAUCUUGGGAAUUGAAUCAAUGGCGAAACAUGAAGAGCUUCCGAUUCCAGUUUACUCAUCUUUGGAGCCUGUUUAUGGCGAUGGAUCUCAACUCGAAGAAGCUCAGCUUCGAUUUGACCAUUUCAAGGCUAAGUUUCUUCAUCUCUUUGGUCAUCCUCCUCAUGUCUUCGCUCGUUCUCCAGGGAGAGUGAAUUUGAUCGGAGAACAUAUUGAUUACGAGGGGUACUCGGUGUUGCCCAUGGCGAUUAGGCAAGACACUAUUAUCGCAAUUCGAAGGCGCGAUGCUGGUGAGACUGAGAAGCUUUUAAGAAUAGCCAAUGUCAAUGAUAAGUACCAACUUUGUACUUACCCUGCUGAUCCGAACCAGGAAAUUGACUUGAAAAAUCAUAGAUGGGGCCACUAUUUCAUUUGCGGGUACAAAGGAUACUAUGAAUUUGCUAAGUCAAAGGGUAUAAAAGUUGAUGAGCCAGUUGGACUUGAUAUUCUUGUUGACGGAACAGUUCCCACAGGCUCUGGGUUAUCAAGCUCUGCAGCAUUUGUUUGCUCUGCCACCAUUGCUAUUAUGGCUGCUUUUGAUGUGAACUUUCCAAAGAAAGAAAUUGCACAACUUACUUGUGAAUGUGAACGACACAUUGGAACACAGUCUGGUGGGAUGGAUCAGGCAAUAUCUGUCAUGGCCAAAACUGGGUUUGCAGAGCUUAUUGAUUUCAACCCUAUUCGUGCCACGGAUGUGCAAUUGCCAGCUGGUGGAACUUUUGUUAUCGCCCAUUCUUUGGCAGAAUCUCAGAAAGCUGUCACUGCUGCUACAAAUUACAAUAACAGGGUUGUUGAGUGUCGGUUGGCUGCUAUUGUGCUAGGUAUAAAGCUGGGGAUGAAACCACAAGAAGCAAUAUCAAAUGUCAAAACCCUUUCUGAUGUUGAGGGAUUAUCUGUGGCGUUUGCUGGUAAUCAUGGUUCAUCAGAUCCUGUCCUGGCCGUCAAGGAAUAUUUGAAAGAGGAUCCUUACACAGCUGAAGAAAUAGAACAAAUUACCGAGGAAAAUCUAGCAUCAAUUUUUAAAAAUUCUCCAUCUUCUUUGGAUGUGAUAAAGGCUGCAACACACUUCAAGUUACAUCAGAGAGCAUCCCAUGUGUACUCUGAAGCCAAGCGAGUCCAUGCUUUCAAGGACACAGUGUAUUCAAAUUUAAGUGAAGAGGACAUACUGAAAAAGCUAGGUGAUCUUAUGAACGAGAGCCACCAUAGCUGCAGUGUUCAAUACGAGUGCAGCUGCCCGGAGUUGGAAGAACUUGUGGGUAUUUGUCGUGAAUAUGGUGCUCUUGGGGCAAGGCUUACAGGAGCUGGAUGGGGAGGUUGUGCAGUUGCUUUGGUGAGAGAGAAUAUUGUCCCACAAUUUAUUCUCAACUUAAAGGAACACUUCUACCAAUCUAGGAUUGAGAAAGGGGUGAUCAAUAAUAAUGAUCUUGGUCUCUAUGUGUUUGCUUCCAAGCCCUCAAGUGGUGCUGCUAUUUUCAAGUUUUAAUCCUUGUUUUGAUAUCAACUAAAUUUAUUUACUAUCUUAUGUGAUUCAACACAAUUUUAAUUUAUAAAUAAAUGCAUCUCUUGUCUAUAUCAGGAGAUUUAUGAA
Molecule: messenger RNA, 1690 nt
Organism: Humulus lupulus (European hop)
Lineage: Eukaryota; Viridiplantae; Streptophyta; Magnoliopsida; Rosales; Cannabaceae
Product: galactokinase
Exons: 13
Coding region: 86-1585 (499 amino acids)
Biological process (GO): galactose metabolic process; carbohydrate phosphorylation
Cellular component (GO): cytoplasm; cytosol
Molecular function (GO): galactokinase activity; ATP binding
Source: RefSeq, a predicted model, not a curated record